Cloeon dipterum is the source of this 1340-nucleotide messenger RNA. Its product is annotated as fibulin-2-like. The record is from RefSeq and is a predicted model, not a curated record. The transcript is spliced from 8 exons. The coding region runs from base 134 to 1162 and encodes 342 amino acids. NCBI's taxonomy places the organism in Eukaryota, Metazoa, Arthropoda, Insecta, Ephemeroptera, Baetidae.
CAAGUCGAGUCAUCCUGUUAUCUCUGCAAUAUUUCAUAAAAGCGUAGCCUCCACACCGGCGCUUGUAUUAGAUAUCAGAAGAAGCUGCAACUAGCCGUAGCCACACCUUUGCUCCUUUUCUUGACAAGUCUGCAUGCAGUGGCGAAUCAUGUCUGCUCCACUAUUGGCGAUCGUGCUGCUUGCCCUUUUGGCCUCAGGUUCAGCACACGACCACGAUAACCACAACCACGACAGCCACGACAAAGUGGACGAGGAGGCAACCACUUUACCGCCGCAGCAACUACCUGAAAUUCAGUGCUCGUCCGGGGUGGUGUGCGAAAGCCAAUGGGGACCAAAUGCUGAUUGCUUUGGUGGACGGUGCGAGUGCAAGGACGGGUCCGAAUUUUAUGCGGAUGAAGCAAAGUGCAUAGAGCCUAUAACAUCAUUUAGAUCAAGUCAAACGUGCACAAGCGACAGAGAAUGCAGAAUAAAUGAAUCAAAGUGUCGCCAAGGGAAGUGCCAGUGUGAAGAUAAAUUUAUUGAAUCAAUUGACAAGAGCAAAUGCUUGCCACUGAUGGAUAGGAUCGGUGGUGGUUGCGAGGAAGACAUGCAGUGCAGCACAUUAAACAGAAACACUGAAUGUAAGGAUUAUCAAUGCGUUUGCAGACCAGGCACGAAGCUCAAUCAACUGGGAGCAUGCAUUGAAUCAAAAGAUCUGGAUGCAAAAUGCAAUGGAAAUGACAUGUGCACAACGCCAAAUUCUAUAUGUUACCAAAAUACUUGUGUGUGCAAGGAGGGCUUUGUGGUUGCCGCCGACAACAAAAGAUGUUUGGAGGUAGCCGAUGGAUUCAAAUCUCGCUGCGAAGAGUCGAUCCAGUGCACCGUAGCGUUUGGCGAUUUAGCAGAGUGCCUUAGGAGCGAGUGCAUCUGCAAGACUAGAACGCAUUUUUCAGAUAUGAAAUGCUGGGAGGAUAAAGGUUUAGGCGAUCGGUGUGACAGACCAGACGAGUGCUAUAUUGCAGCUGAUGGCAACAACCAGAGGUUACACUGCAUAGCCGGUUCGUGCACGUGCAAGCCUGAGUACAAACCAGAUUUAAGCACUAGACGUUGCAAUAGUGCCGCAUCUCUAAUUAUGAUGCCUGGCCUGCUCGCGGUGCUGAUCGCAGCAGUGCGAUUUGCCUAACAGGGAGGAGCCACUGAAUUUCUACACCUUCUAAAUGCGAAGUCCAGACUAACGAGAGCGUAUGAAUGCAGCAGAACCUGAGCAGAACCGAAUUUAGCUAUUAUAUUUUAAUGAAUGAAAUGUAACGGGCCAUAAUUGAAUGUGAAUAAAAUCAGCCAUGUUUUUCUCAACAAUUUAA